Molecule: messenger RNA, 2742 nt
Organism: Linum trigynum
Lineage: Eukaryota; Viridiplantae; Streptophyta; Magnoliopsida; Malpighiales; Linaceae
Source: the annotation of a GenBank genome assembly
ACCACCACCACAACCUUCGAUCCUUCAUUCCACAAACCCACUCUACAAUCUCUUACUUCCUCCACACUUCCUCUCCUUCCUCCAAACCCAAAAAAAUCCUUCCUCCACAAUCCAUCCAUCAAUGGCAGCCAUGGCAACCCAAUCCACCCUCUUCACUCCCCCACUCAAACCCACCACCACCACCACCUCCCUCUCCACACGGAACCCCAAAUCUCUGUCCUUCACUCCCCUGAAUCUCCCCCUCAGAUCCACCACCUUCAGAACCGCCGCCGCCGAGGGCAGCAGCGCAGCCCCCGUGGAAGCACCACCGGCUCCAGUCGGAUUCACCCCGCCGGAGCUCGACCCGACCACCCCGUCCCCAAUCUUCGGCGGAUCCACCGGCGGCCUCCUGAGGAAAGCCCAGGUCGAAGAAUUCUACGUCAUCACCUGGGAAUCCCCAAAAGAGCAGAUCUUCGAGAUGCCCACCGGCGGCGCCGCGAUCAUGAGGGAAGGAGCGAACCUGCUGAAGCUGGCGAGGAAAGAGCAGUGCCUGGCGCUGGGUACUAGGCUGAGGUCCAAGUACAAGAUUAAGUACCAGUUCUACAGGGUGUUCCCCAAUGGUGAGGUUCAGUAUUUGCAUCCCAAAGAUGGGGUUUAUCCGGAGAAGGUGAACCCUGGGAGGGAAGGUGUGGGUCAGAAUUUCAGGUCGAUUGGGAAGAAUGUUAGCCCAAUUGAGGUUAAGUUUACUGGGAAGCAGCCUUAUGAUUUGUAAUUUGUGAAGAGUGGAGUGGGUUGGUGCUGCAGUGAUCGAUGAUGUUUAAUAUGGGAAGCUUGAUUAACGUGUGUAAUCUUUUGGCUGUUGAUUAUGUUUAAACAAAGUGUAUUAUUGUUACUUUUGCUGCUGGUUUUUGGGUUUGUGGUUGUGGCUUGUGGGUUGUCUUUGCUCAUGGUCAUGGAUGGUGUUAUCAGGAAUUCAUUGCUUUGCAGUUUGCAACUACAAUUACCUUCAUAUAGAAUUGGGCCACUCGUUGAAAUGUUUAAUGGGCUUCUCUCUGGAGGCCCGAAUCUGAAGUUCAAGGAGUAAGCCCAUAACGCCAGUAUUUAAGUCCACAAGCCCAGCGAAUUAUUAGCCACCAAGUCUACAAAUAUAUUAUGGAUUUAUGGUGGAGUUGGGGGCGGUUAUUGAGGAUUUCAUGCUGGUCAGAGAGCAAUUUUCGGUGCCCAAAAUGGUAAUUUACCGUUACUCAACACUGGUCAGAGAGCAAUUUUCGGUGCCCAAAAUGGUAAUUUACCGUUACUCAACACUGGGCCUAAAAACUUCCGCUACACAUUAAAUAAACCAGCCCAUAAGUGUGUUGUUUUUAUUUGAACUCAGGCCCACUAGGUUCCGCUGCAUCUUCUGAUCCGCAAACUAAAAAAUUAGAAUAAUCUACCCAAUAAAUAAAAGUCAAAUGUGAAAACUUGAAGUCUCAUUUCAAAUUUUUUGCAUCUAUAGUGAAAAUAGGAAGGACAUUUUGGUCUUCACAAUUAAUUUUUUUAUUCAUUAAAAAGACACUUACUAGGAUUCGAACCAUGACCACUUUAAAGAAAAGCAAAGUUCCGUUGCAUCUUCUGAUCCGCAAACUAAAAAAUUAGAAUAAUCUACCCAAUAAAUAAAAGCCAAAUGUGAAAACUUGAAGUCUCAUUUCAAAUUUUCUGCAUCCAGAGUGAAAAUAGGAAGGACAUUUUGGUCUUCACAAUUAAUAUUUUUAUUCAUUAAAAAGACACUUACUAGGAUUCGAACCAUGACCACUUUAAAGAAAAGGAAAGAUCAUAACCAAUCACACUAAUUACAUUUGUUGCAUCUUUUUAAAUUAAAAACAUAUAAUCGCAGAGAGGAAAAAACUCUUCCCCCAUUUCAAAUUCCCUGCUCCAGGAGCGUUUGUAGGAAGAGUAGAAUAGGGAGUGUCAUUUUUUUAUUUUUCCUCUGUGGAACGGGCCAACUUACUGUACACAUGCGGAUUUAAACGGGUCCAGGAGUGUCAAUUUUUUUCUUUAAGUCCUUUUAUUUCUCCGUGGUGGUAAAAUAUAUAUGAAAAGGCAAAAACAAUACUCCUUUAUAUUGCUAAAAAGAAAAAAAUUUAACAAUAAACUAAUGCAUAGAUUCUAAUGGGCCAAUCAUAAAAUAAAAGAGUUGAAUGGUCCUGACCUACAUGGGAUUUGGCCAUCAAAUAAACAAAUGAAUAUCAUGAGUUUGCCAUUUUAAAACAAGCUAUUUUCUCUAGCAUAAUAUAUAUUAUGCUAUUAUUUUAUAUCUUAGUGGCUAAAAUAUAAUGUAUUUUAAAGUUAUUCAAUGGUUCAACCUCGACCAACCCAAUUACUCCAAUUUUUAUCAUUUCAAAUAUAUAUUAAUAAUAUUAUGUAAUUAUUUGAUAUCAUAAUGAUUAAAUUAUAGUGUAUAUUAUAGGGAAUCAUUUGGUAUUUAUUAGUAAAUAACUAAACAGAAAGAUCUAUUUGGUUAUUUUUAACAUUAAAACGAUCCUAAACAUUUCCAGUUUCCUUUCAAAAUUCUAUAGUUUUAUUCCCGAAUCAGUGAUGUGCAAAUUAGGGGUGGAAAUUGGGGUGAGUGUGGUUACCCGCCCCACAUUUUACGGGUAACCACAUUCACAAAUAUAGAAUUAUGCUACCCACAACCCGCCUCACAGUGGGUAGUGGUUAACCACUAGCCGCUGCGGGUUGGUGCGGGUUGGUUGUGGAUAUCCACAUUAAAAAUAAUAAUAUGGU